This is a messenger RNA of Huiozyma naganishii CBS 8797, 762 nucleotides long. It is a transcript of the gene CKB2, whose product is annotated as casein kinase 2 regulatory subunit CKB2. The transcript has a single exon. Lineage: Eukaryota; Fungi; Ascomycota; Saccharomycetes; Saccharomycetales; Saccharomycetaceae. Gene Ontology annotation, molecular function: protein kinase regulator activity. Gene Ontology annotation, cellular component: protein kinase CK2 complex; cytoplasm. Bases 1 to 762 code for a protein of 253 amino acids. The record is from RefSeq and is a predicted model, not a curated record.
AUGGCUACGAACGGUACGGGGAUGAGGCCCGGCGAAACCAGCACGGCGAGUGUGGACCAGACAAUGGAUGACACGGAUUCGUCAGAUUACAUGGAUAUGUGGAUUGACUUGUUUCUUGGGAGGAAGGGGAACGAGUACUUCUGCGACAUAGAUCCGGAUUACAUUACAGAUCGGUUCAACCUGAUCAAUCUCCAGAAAACCGUUUCCAAGUUUACGCAGGUUAUCCAAUACAUCGUUGACGAGCUCGAUGACAACACACUGAUGAACAUGUCCCCCACGCGGGCAAAACAACUGGACAUGGAUGCAGCCAAGUUCUACGGGUUAGUCCAUGCACGCUACAUUAUCACGAUCAAGGGGUUACAGAAAAUGCUGGCCAAGUACAAGGACGCUGAUUUCGGUAGAUGCCCCAGAGUAUACUGCAAUUUCCAACCUCUUUUGCCCGUUGGACUGCACGACGUCCCUGGGAUGGACUGUGUGAAGUUGUACUGUCCAAGCUGUGAGGAUCUGUACAUCCCAAAAUCAACAAGACACAGCUCUAUAGACGGUGCCUAUUUUGGCACGUCAUUCCCGGGGAUGUUUCUACAAGCGUUCCCAGAUAUCGUACCAAAGCACCCAACAAAAAGAUACGUCCCCAAGAUAUUCGGAUUUGAAUUGCAUAAACAGGCUCAACUGGCCCGCUGGCAGGAGUUGCAGCGCUUGAAACUAGAGAAGAAACUGAAGGGGCUCAGCAUCGACCUAAGCAAAUCAGGAGGCUACAAAUAA